AUGAGAGCCCCGCCUUCCCGACCACCAUCUCCUGCCCCCCAUUUUUUCCCUCCGUGUCCCGUGUUUGCUGCGCUUGACGGCACACUCGACUGGGUACUCCACAACGCACUAGACAUCGAACCCCACAAGACCUCACACUGGGCUGAAAUUUGCCGGCAACGAGAACAACUUGAAUACCCUCCGACCCCAUCCAUUGCCUUAAUUAUCUCUCUGGACCUCCGUGUUUAACCCCCCAAACUCCCGCAGCGCUACCUCUACUCUCUUUUAUAUCUUACUGCCAUGCUCUCUUCCGACGAAUACGUCACGCUGAGAUCCCGACGACGCGACCAGAACGGCUCCCCUGCUCGUCGACCCGUGACGGAGUACCAGACGCCGCCAAAGUUUUCUGUGAGGCCUUCAAAACACCAGUCCCCAAUGUUGAACACUUCGCCGCUGAAGCAGCGCUCCAUGCCAGUCGAUUCAAUGGACGAAGACGACGUGUUCUCGUCGCCUAUGCAGCCUUAUAGGCUCGUUGUGGACAAGGACACCAGCCCAGUGCGGCCGCCCGCCAGUUCAUUCGAUACAGACGACGACGACGCGCUCUUUCUUGCCCCACAUUCUCCAUCCAACACACGCUCGCUCUUUCCGCCGUCGUCUUCGCCUAUGCCGCUCCGAACGCCCGUGAAGCAGACGUCGAACGUCUUCGAAACGCCCUCUCGCCCUGUGUUCUCUGCCGCCCCCACAAAUUCGCCGUUCACAGUUGUUCCUGCAACAGCAAAUAGUACCAAGCGCACACCGACUCCCGUCAUGUUUUCCACUCCCGACCGCCGAUGUCUGCUCACUCCCUUGCGUGUUACCAGCUCCGCCUCGGACCUCAAUGACGGCGAGCCAUUUGGCUUCGAGCGCCUUGCGCCGCUGCCUGCGCCGAGCUUCGCUACGACGACUCCCGUCGCCAAGACGGACUCCGAUGCACACCUCAAGCGUCAGUCUGAUUCUAUGCGCCGCCUUAAGAUCCAAGACCGUGAUCGGUCCGGGGACGAGAGCGGGUAUGACUCUACGGCGGGGACCAAGAGGGAACGUGAAAGUGGAAAGAAGCAGCCCACUGCUCCACCGAGCACAGUGAAGCCGAAGACCAAGAAGUCGCCAGGACUGGCCCUCUUGAUUGGCAAGGGAAAUGAAGACGAAGUUAUUGAGGCGAUGUCACCCGGUGGGCAUGUCAACAAGCGUCGCGCUCGGCAACGGCACAUGUCUGCUGAGCUUCUGGCUGCCACGCCUGCUCCAAGAAGCAACGAGAACAAGGGCUUCCCGACUCCCAUUCUAGAUGCGGGAAGAGCGCCGGAAACAAUUGCGUUUCCAUCCCUCUCGUCCUUGCGGAGUCGCUGCAACUCUGCAUCCUCAACAAGCUCUAUCGAACCAGGGUCGCCUAAGCUACGCACUCGUCGCCCUUCGAGCUCUGCCGCACGUACCCGUUUACCGCCGAAACACACCCCUUUGGACCGACUAAGCAGUAUAAGCUCGGCAUCGCUAUUUUUUGGCCCGUCCAUUCCCCAGCCAGAAACCCGGCAGAAGAAGGGCAGCGAUGCUAUGAGUAUCGACGCGCCGCCGGGUCUUGGUGGCAAGCCGCGGGCCCGCCACAGCUUCGCUGGCAACUCGUCUCCAUCGCGCGAUGACAUGGAUGAAGAAGAGCUGUUCUUCAGUAGCCCUGGCCGUCCGUCGUCGCUCUUCGCCUUCGCCGAGGAGCAUGGUAGUCCCACCAAAAGAACGCGCACCUCAUCUCUUGAGAAACUGCAGAAGAAGUUCCGUCCUCGUGACUCGGGGAUCGUUGUUGAUGACAGUGAGGACGAAUUCCAGUCGUCGAGUCUGAGCACUAGUGGCGGCCUGCUCCUGACCAUGCCGGGCCCUCGUGCAUCUGGUUCGCUGAGUUCGAUUCAGUCGGAGAGCGAUGGUGAAGCCCUGGUCACCCCCGGUAUCGCUCCUGGCCCAGGGUCCGGCUGGCCUGGUGUAGGCAUCGUCAACGAUGACUCAUUCGAAUACGACGCGUCGGACGCCAAUGAUGGUGCUGACGCGUUCAUUUUGCGUAUGCUUGCUGCAGGGCCCAAGUCGACUGAACCAAUACCAGGCGAACCGCAGCGCGUGCCAGGAACCCCAGUGAAGAAGGUCAAGACGUCGCACCUCGUCGAGCGUCCGUGGCAGAGUGCUGUCGCAAACAGGAUCGGCUUUCCCGAGUUCAAUGACCCUUACGAUAGCAGCGGCGGCAAGGAUGGGAAGGGAAAGCCACGGAAGAGUCUCCCUGCGGCCUUCCCGGGACUCAUGACGACUCGCCAACGCAAGGAUGCCUUCAGCCUUGUUGACACAGACGAGGAGACCAGUCCGACGACGAGGAAAGACGGAAAACAUCUAGGUGUUGGACGGCCGCCAGUUCCUCAGCUCCCGAAGACCGUCGACCCGAAGUCGAGAGCGCGGUGGUUGAUGCGAAGGAGCAGCAGUGGCGCUUUUUCCAGUGGGAGUGACACCUCACGGAACGCCACUCCGACGCGACUCCCCGCCAAAGACUGGCAGCUACCCGCGGUCGCACAGCACUCGCCGCUGUCUAAGACGGCGGAGGCUCCUCUUCCAUGUAGCCAAGAAUCAACGUCUAGCGCAGUCUCCGAAACUUCGACGGCGACCAACUCACCAACAGUCGAUGCUGUCGCACGACACUUCCCAACUCUUCCCGAUCAAUCGCCACAACGCCCCCUGUCACACACAGUCCCAAGACCUCCUCGACCGACAGUUUUCCCCGGCUCGGCCAUUCGCGGCCGGCUGUCAAUACCAAGCAGCGAGGAGCGACCGGGCAAGUUCGAACGCGAAUUUGCUGAGAUCGAUGAACUUGGUCGUGGGGAGUUCGGGCGGGUAAUGAAGGCGCGAUACAAGGAGAGUUCCUCUGUCAUGUUUGCUGUUAAGAAGUCGAAGAGAUUCGAAGGUGUCAAGCAUCGUCAACGCCUUCGUGAAGAAGUUGACAUCCUGAAGCACCUCUCGCGAGCAGCAUGCUCUGCGGGAUAUGGUGAUCGCCACCCAAACGUCCUGAGCUAUAUCGAUAGCUGGGAGGAAGAAGAGACGCUAUAUAUUCAAACAGAGCUGUGCGCCCUUGGUAACUUUGCACACUUCCUCUGGGAGUACGGCCGCCACUUCCCCAAACUGGACGAAUCCAGGGUGUGGAAGAUUUUUUCCGAGCUGAGCAGCGGCCUGGACUUCAUCCAUAACGCGGGUGCUAUCCAUCUCGACCUGAAGCCGGCAAACAUCUUCAUCACCGAUGAAGGUCGGCUAAAGAUCGGCGACUUUGGCAUGGCCUCCGUUUGGCCACGCCCUGUUCGUAAGGAUUCCAGUACUAAGCGCGAGUCGUUUGAGCGCGAGGGCGACAAGUUGUAUCUUGCACCCGAAGUUCUUCAGGGUAGAUACGGCAAGGCAGCCGACAUUUUCAGUAUUGGUAUGACCAUGCUGGAGACGGCAACCAACAUUGUCGUGCCUGAUCAGGGCGACGCUUGGCAUCGCAUUCGACACGAUGAUUUCUCUCAGAUCGACUUCGCCAGCAUCUCCACAGAGCUGAUCGAGUUGUUGAAGGGCAUGAUGCGUAGCGACCCAGACCUGAGAGUGGACGCCGGUAUGGUCUGCUCACACCCGGUAAUCGUUCGCGCAAGGCUCUCUAUGGACGAGCUUCGCAAGGAGCUCGGCCCUGUCUUUCACGCAUCAGCCUUGGCAGGUGCUUCAGAAGGGUGGCUAGAGGACAUACUCGGCCAUAAUCCUCUCUGGGGCGGCGAAGAAGACGACGAAGCCAUGGACCUUGGCGUAUAGGCGCCAGUCUACCAUACCUUCCGUGCCGUCACGCCCGGAGGAUCAAAAUAUUAUUUAUCUGUGCCGGGUUCAAGAUUAGGGUGUAUAAGUUCAUCUUGGAAUAAUCUUGGGAUGUACAACAGCUCUUCGUUUCCGCCUUUGGCCUAGCGCCCUGUAAUCGUGCCCUUGCCAUUGGAUUCUGGCCCGGCUGCACCCACAUUUUUGCGGACAUCUUGGUUCCCCACGACUUCUUGCAGCUGUUGACGACCUGCAUUGCUUGAUUACUGUCUUUCUUUGGGCUCCCCAUCGCGUCUUCGCCCCGCAUACCACCGUCCUUGCAUUACCCCACGUUAUCAGCGCAUACAACACAUCACGCUUAAUCCCUGCUCCCUAUACACAUUGCCCAUACCAUCGACCUUGCACUUACCUUUUCGUAUGUAUGACUUCACGUUCCGUUCAUGCCCAUAUUUUUGGCACGUUCAUCUGCCCCCAUGACACUUCAUUUCGACGCAAUUAUGAUCAUUUUCACGGUACUUUAGUUUUUUAUUCUUUCGUGCCACGCAUGCUCCCUUUCUUGGCUCGGUCUUAGGUUCCGAAUACCUCUUGUUUUGUCCCCAUGUUUGUUAUGUGCACUGCAAUCAUCUGUUGUAUAGAAGUUCAACUUUCAGUACCUCUCGUCGUAUAGUACUCAUCACUCUCGCGCUUCUCAUCAGUAGCAAUAACCCAUGUUUGCAUCCAGUCUCUCCAGUACGAUAGUCAAUACAAUCUCGUCUCGUAGCCAAGCUUUUGGAAGCUACCAUAUCGAUGGAGCUGCGCUUUGUGGGCUUCGUACAUCAAUACGAUGCC
Messenger RNA from Phanerochaete carnosa HHB-10118-sp, 4635 nucleotides. RefSeq lists its product as uncharacterized. Lineage: Eukaryota; Fungi; Basidiomycota; Agaricomycetes; Polyporales; Phanerochaetaceae. The transcript has 7 exons. Gene Ontology annotation, biological process: protein phosphorylation. Bases 280 to 3810 code for a protein of 1176 amino acids. Gene Ontology annotation, molecular function: protein kinase activity; ATP binding. The record is from RefSeq and is a predicted model, not a curated record.